UGGCGCUUUAAAUAGAUUAGCUCGUACAUUAGUUAAGUGGCCUGAAGGAAAAGAAGCACUUAAUGUAAUGGAAGGUUUUAAGAAAAAGAAAUCGUUUCCGGGUGUACUUGGUGCCAUAGAUGGCUGCCACAUUGAUAUAAAAGCCCCGAAGGAAAGUAGUGUUAUGUACGUCAAUCGAAAAGGAAGACCCUCCAUAAUACUACAAGCAGUCUGUGAUCAUAACUGUAGUUUUACGGAUUGCUUCAUAGGGUUCCCGGGUUCAGUUCAUGACGCCAGGGUUUUCUCUAAGUCUGGCAUGCAAGAACGUUGUAAUAACGAUCAGUUCUUUCCUAAUGAUUCACACAUUCUUGGCGAUUCAGCUUAUCCUUUAUCACAGCAUGUUUUAGUACCAUAUAAGGACAACGGACAUUUAACACGAAAACAAACCAAGUUUAAUGUUAUACAUGCUUCCACAAGAGUUACCAUUGAAAGGGCAUUCGGAUUACUCAAAGGACGGUGGCGAAGGUUGAACUACCUAGAACUGCAUUGUUCAGCACAUAUUCCUAGCACAAUUAUGGCUGCGUGUGUUUUGCAUAAUUUUUGUAUAAAAAAUAAGGAUGAGAUAUCUUUUGAUGUACACCCAGGUGGUAAUAAUGCUCAAGAUAUCACUUCAGAUGCGACAACAACAAAAGGAGGUGUGGUUAAACGUUGUCAAAUUGCAGAAACUCUGUGGCAUAUUUAAAUGUAUAGAUUUAUUAAGUAGAACCGUAGCUAUAAGAACAUAAAACUUAUCCAAAGUAUUGUAUUUUUUCACAAAAAAUAAAUUUUUACUCUAAAAACACAAAAAAG
Photinus pyralis (common eastern firefly) is the source of this 828-nucleotide messenger RNA. RefSeq names its product putative nuclease HARBI1. The transcript has 2 exons. The record is from RefSeq and is a predicted model, not a curated record. Lineage: Eukaryota; Metazoa; Arthropoda; Insecta; Coleoptera; Lampyridae. The coding region runs from base 68 to 721 and encodes 217 amino acids.